Molecule: messenger RNA, 1424 nt
Organism: Oryza sativa Japonica Group (Japanese rice)
Lineage: Eukaryota; Viridiplantae; Streptophyta; Magnoliopsida; Poales; Poaceae
Biological process (GO): poly(A)-dependent snoRNA 3'-end processing; TRAMP-dependent tRNA surveillance pathway; nuclear polyadenylation-dependent rRNA catabolic process
Cellular component (GO): cytoplasmic exosome (RNase complex); nuclear exosome (RNase complex)
Molecular function (GO): RNA binding
Source: RefSeq, a predicted model, not a curated record
CGCCUCGGCGCCACCUGACUCAGCCUCCCCUCCCCGGCACCCCCACUCCUGUUGGCUGUCGCCCAGCGCCGGCGCCGGUGGGUGGCGAGUCGGCGACCGCCCCCCUGGAAAGGGAAGACAGGGAGGCGUCGAGGCGAGCCGGGUCCCCUAGGCAGCUCGGCUCCUCCCCAUUCGCCACCUCUCCCUCUUCUUGACGACCGUCGACCGAGACCCACGAGCUCCCUCUCCAGCUCUCCUGCUGCCCGGAAAAGUGCAAAGCGUCAAAUAGGACCACCCGACGAUUCGUUCCUGGAGCCGGCACCGCCCGCUCCACCGCACCCGCGCGCUGCAGCCACCGAGCAAUGGAAUCGAGGAAGCCGCCACCCUCUGCCCUCGUUGACAACCACGUGGUCCCCGGAGACGUCGUCCUCGACCUCACCGAGAUGACCAACCAGACCAUCAAGCUCGGCGCUGGCCUGCGACAGGAUUGCGACACCAUACAGGCUACCAGUGCUGGGAGGCUACGGCUUUCGAAGCCCAACAAAUAUUGGGUCGAGAGCUCGCAGAAGAGGUAUAUACCUUCUGUAGAAGAUACAGUUCUUGGUGUUGUGGUUGACACCAAACCAGAUAACUUCUUGGUGGAUAUAAAAGGUCCUAAUUUGGCCUUUUUACCAGUUCUUGCAUUUGAAGGUGGUACCAGGAGAAAUAUUCCAAAGUUCGAGAUUGGUACAUUAAUAUAUGCACGAGUGGUGAAAGCAAAUAGCAUCAUGAACCCAGAGCUCUCGUGCAUGGAUGCUACUGGGAAAGCAGCCGAAUUUGGUCAACUAAAAGAUGGCUAUAUGUUUGACACGUCUACUGGCUUGUCGCGGAUGUUGUUAAGUUCUCCAACAUGUCCAGUUCUAGAGGCCCUUGGAAAAAAACUUUCAUUUGAGAUUGCUGUUGGCCUGAAUGGCCGAGUCUGGGUUAAUGCACCUUCUCCAAGUAAUGUCAUUGUUGUAUCAAAUGCGAUUAUAAAAUCAGAAUCUUUGAGUGGCAUAGGGCAACGAAGUAUGGUGGAAAGUCUCUUGGAGAGACUAUCUUGAUGGGGCAACAGGGUAUGAUGCUCCGGCAGUACUAAUGGAUCUUAAAGGACUGGUUAGGCGUCAGUUAUGAUUCUGCAAACCGGAGAAACGGCACUAUAAUCAUGUUAUCUCAACAGGUAGCGGUAGAUGAAUGUACACAUAAGCAGGUACAUGAAAGAAGCUGAUGCGUUCUGAUGAAUGUAUGAAGUUAACUGGAUGAUUCCGCUUAUGAAACUUUGUAGCGAGUUUUGUUCCAAUCAUACGUGAUACGUUGGUUCGUAAGAUGUCCUGGGAUUUGCACAAGGUUACUUGCUGAUCUGCUGGUCUUGUUGAUUUAGAACGAAAUCAUGACCUGGUAAAUGGUAAUUAAUAUUUUCACUGGUA